GGGUGUUUAAAUCUAACGAACCCAGAGCGCGUCUGUCAGUCGUAACACAGCAUGUGAGAUAGUGCUCGCUACUGUCUCUGUGUAGAAGUGGAGCUGGGUUAAGGUCACUUUAACAGUGUUUUCGCCACCGUUAGAAGGGAUACUGUGUUGGAGUAGUCUAGCUGAAGAGCAGACAUGGUGUUCCUGUCGCUGUCUUGUUGGAUCAGAAGCCGGGGACCAGACAGAUACUGGAAAGUUCAAGAAGUUCUCAAACAUGCACGGCACUUCAGAGGCAGGAAGAACCGCUGCUACAGUCUGGCUCUGCGGGCGGUCAGGAGAGCUUUCGUCUACGCCACCACAGCUCGGAGGCUCAAGAAGCGCAACAUGAGAACGCUCUGGAUCACACGCAUUGCAGCAGCAUCACGAGAGCACGGCAUGAAGUAUCCCGCUCUUAUGCACAACCUCACCAAGACAAGCGUUCAGCUCAACCGACGUGUAAUCAGUGAUCUGGCCGUCACAGAACCUCGGUCAUUCCUCUCUCUUGCAAAGCUGGCGCGGGCUCGUCAACAGGAAGGCUUCCGUGCAGCGUUGGGUGACGGCAAAGAGCCUUCUGGUGUCUUCUCCCGUGUUGUUUUGCUACAGUAAAGGACAUGCUGCACCUACAGAUUUCCACUUGUUAUGUUGUUAAAAGAAUGGUGGCAUUGGAUUGUGGAGCUGUUCAUGAAAUGGUCAGUCAGGCACACACUCACCCCCUUGCUUUGCUGUUGUCAUUUCCAUAUAAUGAAAUACGAUUCCUUUCUUUAAAUAGUGUUGUAUAUUUGUGAUUUUAUUUAUCACGAUACCAGUAGGGCUGCAUGCAUUAACGACCCACAUCAAUGACCCAGGGUCUGGUCACAUGAUGAGUCAUGAGAGAAGACUUAUGACAUGAUGCACUGCCAGAUCUGAGUCUCUGCCUGCACCAUGUAUAAUACACAUCAACAUGGGAGUCUCACAUGGGUUAGCCCCACAAAGAUGUCAAAUAUCACUGUUGGGUAGAUUUGAAACAGAGUUGCCAGCAAAGCAAUGUCCCUGAAGAAGAAAGGGAGGCUUGCUCAAGGACACUCCAGCAUGAUGGAUGAUUAAUGUUGAAGUUCCUUGAUCCCUGAACUUGACGCACGGUUUCUCCACCCAUUAUGCUUCACUCGACCCAUGUGGCUAUUGUGUUGUCCAAAAGCAGUGCAUCCCUGAAAACCGAUUUGACAAAUGUUAAUGUCUUUCCCUUCUAUUAAGGCCCCUGACAACAAUACUGAUAAAAGACAACUGCUAAAUAUAGCUGUAAUUUUUUUUCAGGUGACACAUUUCUAUUUCAGCUUAGACUGAAUUAAAGCAUAUUUGUGAAAUUGUGCACUCUUAUGUCAUAAUAAGGAUAUAAUGAUAAUCCAAGAUGGCACCUGACAUUAAACAGAAUAGCAAUAGUUUUGCCACAGACCGCCCUGCUUCUGCUCUGUUCACUGAUUUUAACCCAACACCUCCAUCAUGUGUGCCUGACUUUUCCUGCUACAGUGUUGCCUACAAAAUACUCCACUACAGCCGUCCUGAUUACCUCCAGUAUCAUAAUACAAGAUGUGAUUAUUCAUUUUCCCAAACCUUGUGUUUCACAUAUGCAACCUUUUUUUGGGUUAUGAUUUGAUGCAGAGAUUGAGUUUUCAGGUGGUUUGACAGAAGAGUGACCUCAAGCUUUUUCAUGUAAUGAGUUGUGUCUCUGUGUAAAUAUUUAUUUUACCAAUUGUUGUGGAGAGGUUAUCCUCUGAAUGUUUAGUUCAUUAAACAU
Anoplopoma fimbria (sablefish) is the source of this 1789-nucleotide messenger RNA. It is a transcript of the gene mrpl20, whose product is annotated as mitochondrial ribosomal protein L20. Gene Ontology annotation, cellular component: ribosome. The record is from RefSeq and is a predicted model, not a curated record. Lineage: Eukaryota; Metazoa; Chordata; Actinopteri; Perciformes; Anoplopomatidae. Gene Ontology annotation, biological process: ribosomal large subunit assembly; translation. The transcript is spliced from 4 exons. The coding region runs from base 175 to 624 and encodes 149 amino acids. Gene Ontology annotation, molecular function: structural constituent of ribosome; rRNA binding.